AUCUUCGUUGCUUCGCACGAGGUGUAGAGAGAUUGCGCGCGUCGCUACUUCGGCUCCCUUCGUGGCUGUUCGACUUCGCUCCUUCGACGACUUUACCUUCCUGUCGGGUUGGAAGUUACGACAUUUUGAUCGGAAGCAACAACGGGAGCUUGCUGGCUGUGAAGGUUCUCCUUUUCGCGCGCUUCUUCGGCGACUGUUGAGCUUCGGCGAUACAGGCGCCGCGGGUCUCGCAACUCAAAAACCAGAGUAAUUUACCAAGCAGCCUUCUACUUCAGCGUUGGCUCGGAGAUGGAUGACGAGGAUGUAGAGAAAGCGCUGUUCGCUUAUUUAAAAAAGAAGGGUUUUUGGCAGACGGAGCGAGCCCUGCAUGAGGAGCAGAGUAGGCUUUCCUCUGCUCCGCAGUCGGAAACUGCCCUUUCCCGCUCAGAAAGGGGUCCAGCACUGUACCAUGAUGGUUAUAGCAAGCUCAGGUCAUGGGCAUAUGGUUCAUUGGAUUUAUACAAGCAUGAGCUUCUGCGGGUACUGUAUCCAGUUUUUAUACAUUGCUUUAUGGACCUUGUGGCAGACGGCCACAUGCAAGAGGCUCGAGCAUUUUUUCAAACUUUUCGUGAGGACCAUGAAUUGAUGCAUCUAAGGGAUCUACAAAAGUUAGAGGGGAUACUCUCUCCAUCACAUUUGGAGGAUAUGGAUUUGGCUAGAUCUUUGAGACAUAGCAAAGUUAGCAUAAAAUUGUGUGAGUACUCGUACAAUCUGCUUUUGCAAUACCUUCAGAAGGCUCAGUCUUUUACCAUGCUUGAAGUAAUCAAUGAGCAUAUCAACUUUGAAGUAUCAUCAGUCCAACCCGUCUCAAUUUCUGAUGACUCGGAUGUUAUAGCUCUUGUGGGAAACAGCCAGGAUUUAGCAAAGCAAGUAAAUCGGAAGGAAGUUCGUUGGGGCCAGUUACUAGAAGAUACUGUUGAAGAACGAUUAGAGAAGACAUUAUCAGAUUCAGAGAAAGUUGAAGGUGAAAACAAAGACAUGGAUCUGGAUGAUAAUAAAAAAAGGUCUGCAGAUGUAGGAAAGCAAGUUGCUGCUUCCAAAAAGCUUAAGAAGGACAAGGUUAUUGGUGCAGUGGGUAAAGGUGUCCGUUCUGAGACUAGUACUGUUUCGUUGGCUCCAAGAGUAAAACCAGAACUCACUUUACCCAUAAUGCCAAGUGAAGUGGAGCAGUCUAUUCUAGAUGACCUAAGAAAUCGUGUGCAAUUGAGCAGCUUGGCGUUGCCAUCUGUAAGCUUCUAUACCUUCAUCAACACACAUAAUGGAUUGAACUGUGCGUCCAUUUCUUCUGAUGGCUCAUUGGUUGCUGGUGGAUUUUCUGACUCGUCUUUAAAGGUAUGGGACAUGUCAAAAAUUGGUCAGCCUGCUAAAACAGUCUCGAUGCAGGGAGAAAAUGAAUCUUCUCAAAAUGAGAUCUUCUUAGGGUCUGAUGAGGGUAAAAGAUCUUACACAUUGUUCCAGGGUCAUUCAGGACCAGUUUAUUCUUCUUCAUUUUGUCCUACAGGAGAGUUUCUCUUGUCUUCUUCUGCUGACUCAACAAUUCGACUAUGGAGUACCAGGUUGAAUGCAAAUCUGGUCUGCUACAAAGGUCACAAUUACCCUGUGUGGGAUAUUCAGUUUGGUCCAUUUGGUCACUACUUUGUCAGUGCUUCCCAUGACCGAACUGCUAGGAUUUGGUCAAUGGAGAGAAUUCAACCGUUGAGAAUAAUGGCUGGGCAUCUUUCUGAUGUUGAUUGUGUUCAAUGGCAUGCGAAUUGUAACUACAUUGCUACCGGUUCAAGUGACAAAACAGUCAGAUUAUGGGAUGUCCAAACAGGAGAAAGUGUUCGCAUAUUUAUUGGUCAUAGAAGCAUGAUACUGUCAUUAGCAAUGUCUCCUGAUGGACGGUAUAUGGCUUCUGGUGAUGAAGAUGGUACUAUUAUGAUGUGGGAUCUUUCCACAGGGCGGUGUGUAUCUCCGCUAAUGGGUCAUAACUCUUGCGUGUGGACUCUGGCUUUUAGCGGCGAAGGAACAGUUCUUGCUUCUGGAUCUGCUGAUGGCACUGUUAAGUUAUGGGACGUCACUUCCAGCAACAAGACAACAAAGAUGGAUGACAACAAAGGUAGCAGUGGUAACAGACUCAGAUUACUGAAAGCUUUUCCAACAAAAUCAACCCCAGUAUAUACAUUGCAGUUCUCCCGGAGGAAUCUGUUAUUUGCAGCUGGUGCAUUUUCGAUAAGCGGCUGAAAGUUGGAGCAGGAAGCAUCACUGCCUUGCCUUAAGAAAUCAAAAAAGUUGGCCAUCUCCUUUUAGCUUCCUCUCACCAACUGUUCAUCCACGAUGUUUUUUUUUUCUUCUCUUCUCUCUCUCUUUUUUUUUUUUUUCAAUAGCAAAAUUGUUCUAUGCCCAGCCUGUGUGACUGGAAGUAAUAUUCCCAGCUCAUGCAUAAUUUUAUUUAAAUUAAAUGUAUUUUUAACUAUUUAUGUAGAAGAAAUCAAAGAGCUGUUGUCACUCUCGCUUCCCUUUCGUGGAUCUCAGUUUUUUUUGUAACACUUUAGAUUCAUUUGAAUCCAACAUCAUCGUGAGUUUUGAAA
Dendrobium catenatum is the source of this 2609-nucleotide messenger RNA. RefSeq names its product transcription initiation factor TFIID subunit 5. The transcript has 20 exons. The record is from RefSeq and is a predicted model, not a curated record. Gene Ontology annotation, biological process: transcription initiation at RNA polymerase II promoter. Gene Ontology annotation, molecular function: RNA polymerase II general transcription initiation factor activity; protein binding. NCBI's taxonomy places the organism in Eukaryota, Viridiplantae, Streptophyta, Magnoliopsida, Asparagales, Orchidaceae. The coding region runs from base 289 to 2262 and encodes 657 amino acids. Gene Ontology annotation, cellular component: transcription factor TFIID complex.